AUGCUUACGCACUGCCGCAUUAUGAAGCCGGCCCCUGUGCAUGAUCUCAUGACCGUAAAGCAAUUCCCAAAGAUCAAAUGUGAAUCAAGCAAAAUCCAGCCGCGGCGGCCGCGCCUCACCUGGGGCCAUCAGCCACUCAGGGCGGCUCUCAGAGGACGAGGACGGCCACUGAGGACGAGCUCGCGCCUCGCCUCCACGGGCCACCUGGCUCGCUCCCGGGCCUGCAGGCCUCAGGCGGCGGUCCUUCGGCCGAGCCACUGCGGCACCGGACCCCAGCGCCUCCCGCGGCCGCUACGCAUUUCACAGAUGGAGUCGACCGAAGUGCGGCUAACGGUCGCGCUCCUGGGAAUACCGCAAUGGCCACAGUCCACGCUAACAGGGACACUACGCAUACCAGGCAGGUCACGCAGGUCAGGCAGGUCACACAGGUCAGGCAGGUCACGCAGACCAGGCAGGUCACGCAGGCCAGGCAGAUCACGCAGGCCAGGCAGGUCACACAGGUCAGGCAGGUCACGCAGGCCAGGCAGGUCACGCAGGCCAGGCAGAUCACGCAGGCCAGGCAGGUCACGCAGGCCAGGCAGGUCACGCAGACCAGGCAGGUCACGCAGACCAGGCAGGUCACGCAGACCAGGCAGGUCACGCAGCCCAGGCAGGUCACGCAGGCCAGGCAGGUCACGCAGCCCAGGCAGGUCACACAGGCCAGGCAGGUCACGCAGCCCAGGCAGGUCCACGCAGCCCAGGCAGGUCCACGCAGCCCAGGCAGGUCACGCAGACCAGCAGGUCACGCAGACCAGCAGGUCACGCAGGCCAGCAGGUCACGCAGGCCAGGCAGGUCACGCAGACCAGCAGGUCACGCAGCCCAGGCAGGUCACGCACCCAGGCAGGUCACGCAAGCCCAGGCAGGUCAACGCACAGGUCACAGGCAGGUCAGCCAGCCCAGGCAGGUCACGCAGCCCAGGCAGGUCACGCAGCCCAGGCAGGUCACGCAGCCCAGGCAGGUCACGCAGGCCAGGCAGGUCACGCAGCCCAGGCAGGUCACACAGCGCCAGCCCAGGCAGGUCACGCAGCAGCCCAGGCAGGUCACGCAGACCAGGCAGGUCACGCAUACCAGGCAGGUCACGCAGGCCAGGCAGGUCACACAGGCCAGGCAGGUCACGCAGACCAGGCAGGUCACGCAGCCCAGGCAGGUCACGCAGCCCAGGCAGGUCACGCAGCCCAGGCAGGUCACGCAGGCCAGGCAGGUCACGCAGCCCAGGCAGGUCACGCAGCCCAGGCAGGUCACGCAGACCAGGCAGGUCACGCAGACCAGGCAGGUCACGCAGGCCAGGCAGGUCACACAGGCCAGGCAGGUCACGCAGACCAGGCAGGUCACGCAGCCCAGGCAGGUCACGCAGCCCAGGCAGGUCACGCAGCCCAGGCAGGUCACACAGGCCAGGCAGGUCACGCAGCCCAGGCAGGUCACGCAGCCCAGGCAGGUCACGCAGCCCAGGCAGGUCACGCAGACCAGGCAGGUCACGCAGGCCAGGCAGGUCACACAGGCCAGGCAGGUCACGCAGACCAGGCAGGUCACGCAGACCAGGCAGGGUUGGCCUACGGAAGGAACCCCGCACCACGAGAUAA
Molecule: messenger RNA, 1620 nt
Organism: Penaeus indicus
Lineage: Eukaryota; Metazoa; Arthropoda; Malacostraca; Decapoda; Penaeidae
Product: serine/arginine repetitive matrix protein 2-like
Exons: 4
Coding region: 1-1620 (539 amino acids)
Source: RefSeq, a predicted model, not a curated record